CAAUUAAUGCCUCUUAAUAUUUUGCAAUAGCUUUUACGGUAAACGAUAUCAUCCCAAUGCCUAUUAAAGAACUCCAUUACCGUAACAAGGCUCUUCAUCUUCCGAUAUAUGUUGGGAUUCUCAAGAGUCAUUAGCUCCUGAUGUAUGACCUAUAUAAGCGGCAAAGCUUUCUUAGUGUUGUAACGCAAAUCACAACGAAAACACUGACUUGAUUUUGCAAAUGCAGCGGACUGUACUUUGUUACUCACGUUUAUGUCGCCGAUUUGUGAGGGCGGCGGAAGAUUGAGAGGUAGGGCGGCGGCUGAUUGUUAAUGCCACAAAUUGGCAAGGGAGAAUGGAGGAAGGUUAGUCAGGGUAUGUCAGGGCGGCAACCGUCCACGCACACGCCCACGCAAGGGAAAAGACGGAGAAGUUUCUGAGGACUGAAUCGUCUUCUUCAUGAUAACCUUGAUUGAUUACAAAUGGGCAAUUUCCAUUAUACAAAUGCAGGUUAGUGAAACACUGGAACCUCUAUUUUAAUGGCAUAAGAAUUAUUAACUCAAACUAAUCACUUUUGUUCUUCAAAUGUUAGGCACACAUUCUUUGCAACAAUCAUACAAAGUUAAUGAAUCAUUUUGCAAGUGGAAUAACAAAAAAGGGCAGAAAUGAUUAUCUGAUUGUCAUGGCAAAAACUUCAAGUAGAUGAGCAGGAGAUGAGCAAUAGUAACUCAUGGGGCCUGAAUCUUAUAAUUAUUAUUGUCCUGGGUGGUUCGUUUUUUCUCUUCAGUUUGUCAAGCCACACUUUUGGAAGACAAUAUCGCCUGGUAAUGGGAUGGUGGCCUUUGAGGCGGAGCAUACAGGUACAACAGAUCGGUUUUGAACAGCAUGGGCCAUGGCUCUUCGACAAGGCAGUUGCUCCCUUCCUAGCAGCGACCUACUUGGUGGUUGUGAAGAUAGAAAACUACCAGCUCUUUGACCUCCAAAUACAGUGCUUAUUUUUUUUUGCAUGUGGUAUACAUAACUAAAAAGUAUACUCUAUAUUUAAAAUCAACUACCAUUUACUUUAAUAAAUUAAUGUAUUUAAAAUUUGUAUUAUUAUUUUGUAUGUAUGAAUCUUUAAAGUAGUUUCCUUGAGUGUAUAUUGCAUUGUGGAAAGACUUUUAAGAAUGGAAUCGCACUAAAUCCGUGUUAUAUCUCUC
Molecule: messenger RNA, 1178 nt
Organism: Cuscuta epithymum
Lineage: Eukaryota; Viridiplantae; Streptophyta; Magnoliopsida; Solanales; Convolvulaceae
Source: the annotation of a GenBank genome assembly